Molecule: messenger RNA, 388 nt
Organism: Medioppia subpectinata
Lineage: Eukaryota; Metazoa; Arthropoda; Arachnida; Sarcoptiformes; Oppiidae
Source: the annotation of a GenBank genome assembly
GCACCGGAAGUCAAGUCACCGCUAAGACUACGGCUCGAGAGUUGGCUCAACAAAAACAUGAAGAUAUUGAUGAGUGACGGCAGGACUUUAGUCGGCAUAUUCUUGUGCACCGAUCGCGACAGGAAUGUCAUUCUCGGCUCAUGUCUUGAAUACCUUAAACCCAAUGACGACGGAUCUACCGAAGAGCCCCGAGUGCUGGGACUGGCAAUGAUUCCCGGACAACACAUUGUCUCCAUUCAUGUCGAUAAACCACAUCCCAUCACAUGAUUCAUGAAUUUGUUGUUUCAUUCAUACAUUCAUUAGAUUCUUGUUUUUUUUGUAAAUUGUAGUAAAAUUUGUUAAACGAUUCAAUAUUUAAUUGAUAUAAAGAUUAAAAUUAUUUUAAAAG